UGUGUGGUUGUUUCGCAGGAGUUCGGAUCCACCGUAGAUCUGUGGGUGCUUCGUGCUUAAGAGCCUACGUUUGCGCAGAUGCAGGGUUUAAUGUUACAUCAACAGCAAAAUGUAAAAAGUUUAAACUGUUGGGCUUUUAUCUUUUCCCGUCCUGGAUUGAGAUAAGCCUCUCCUCUCUCGAAGCGCACAUGCGGUUGGAGGAACAAAGUGACCCUAUGUUGUCGUUUGGAUUCUGGAGUGUGGUGACGAAUUCAUCACCAGAAUCCAUUGAUGAAGUUCGACUGUGCUGGAGCUGUACAACAGCCUAUGCAGGCAGUACUGCUACUCUUGGGAUAUUCGUCGACAAUGAAGAUAGUCAUUUCUUGUUGCAAAUUUAGUUGCAAAGUAGAGCUUCCGCGUUGAUGUUUGGUUGUGUGGCCAAAUUCAUGGAAUUACGACAAGGGAGUUAUUGCAACAGGGGAAUGAGAAGCCUGAGUUUGGGAGCGGGGAGUGUUGUUGCGCAGACAGAAAUGGCGACGGUGAUGGAUUUUGCGCGACCGGGUUCUCACUUGCUGCGACAUGAAUGCCUUUCUUCCUCUCAUGCCACUUCCUGCUCGUCAUGUGUAUUUCAUCGUCUCUCCUGCACUGCCGGUUGUUUGCCGAACAGCGUCACCGUGGCCGGCCCUUCCUCAUCAUGGACUUCUUUGGCUACUCAACUCGUUGUUGUACCCAUUGGACCUGCCCUAAAGAGCAAGAUGUCACAAGCGGGCCGUGCAAGGGCGGCUUCUGGAUCUGUUCAGCAGGAGGAAAUCGCGUCUGUGGGCACCAUGACUGUGGGCCAAUGCGCUGUGCAAGGUCUUCGCGAGGAGAUGGAAGACGAAAUUGCGGUGGUGGUAGAUGGUCCCAACGGAUUCUCGUAUGCUGCAAUAUUCGAUGGCCACGCAGGAGUCUUUUCAGCUAAAUUUUUGAGAGAUGAACUUUAUAAAGAGUGCUUAAAAGCUCUGAAAGGGGGUGGUUUACUAAAGUCAGACGAUCUGCACGAGGCUGAAGAAGCUAUAUCUCGAGCGUUUCUACAAACAGACAAGCGGCUCAUAUCACGGUUAGAAAAAAGCAAGAAGAUUGAGGAGGCAGAGUCUGGAUCCACAGCCACAGUUUUGUUUGUUCGCUCCAAUCGUUUUGUGGUUGCCCACGUGGGUGACUCACGUGCGGUGCGUUUCAAGGUCUUAAGCAGGAAUGGCAUAGCUCAGAAUCUUACAUCAGAUCAUCGACCGUUUGGGCGAGACAAGAAGUCUUUUUUGGAGAUUAAGAGAAUCCAAGAAGCAGGAGGGUGGGUAAGUCAUGGUCGAGUUUGCGGGACGCUUUCCGUGUCACGUGCGUUUGGCGACAUUCCUUUUAAAACUCAGAAGCAAAAGUAUGUCAAUCUUAAGCAACAACCUUGUCCAUGUGUCCUUAGGGAAGGAUCCCUUCCAGAUGGACAUUUUCAUGUUCAAGAGAUCUUAAUAAGGAUGUUGGAUAGUGGAGUUGCCGAGAAACGCUGGACUCAGAGUUUCGCUAAUGGGAGGACGAAAAAUAUCAGUGGUGAGUGGCUGAUUGCUAAACCAGAUACAAGUUCUAUGCUGGUGCAAGAGGAGGUCGAUUUCAUAAUAUUGGGCUCGGAUGGCCUUUGGGAUUCUCUAAACAGUGCUGAAGCCGUAAAUUUCGUAAGAAAGGGCUUGAGAGAGCAUGGCGAUGUGCAGCGCGCAUCAGAAGAAAUCGCACAGGAAGCUCUGAAUCGAGGCGGACAAGAUAAUGUCAGUGUGAUCAUUGUGGAUCUCGGGCGAUCAAAGGUAGAUCCUGUAAGUGUGGAAGCGCCAAGCUGGAAGUUCUGGUGACAAAUUGUGUUAUUGUAAUAAAUAGUGUUACUGGGGUUUUCUAAAUUUACGAUGUUAUCUUAAUUGGGAGGGCAUCUCCCUUUCCCAUAACUUUUCUGCUUGAUAAGGUGAGCUUAGAAUCACAUUUUCAAAUCUAUUGCUUGAGCGGCACAUAUUCGCUUGUAAAUCUACCAUUCAUUUAACUAGCAAAAUAUGAAAGAGAUAAUUUUUUGCUGAUA
Messenger RNA from Physcomitrium patens, 2068 nucleotides. The record is from RefSeq and is a predicted model, not a curated record. NCBI's taxonomy places the organism in Eukaryota, Viridiplantae, Streptophyta, Bryopsida, Funariales, Funariaceae.